Scatophagus argus is the source of this 3597-nucleotide messenger RNA. It is a transcript of the gene basp1, whose product is annotated as brain abundant, membrane attached signal protein 1. Lineage: Eukaryota; Metazoa; Chordata; Actinopteri; Scatophagidae. The coding region runs from base 173 to 802 and encodes 209 amino acids. The record is from RefSeq and is a predicted model, not a curated record. The transcript has 2 exons.
UGCGUGUGCGCGCAGGCGGAGGAUCGCCGAGUCGACCCGUAACGUGCAGCAGGCACAAGCCGCUGGGCGCGCAGGAGAAGCCGCAAAAAAAUUACAGCAGCCGCGACUCGAAACUGCGAGGAGAGCAGAGGGAGCGUCGGAACUUGAGUGUGCACGAGGCCAGAAAUCCAAAAUGGGAGGCAAGCUGAGCAAAAAGAAGAAGGGAUACAACGUAAACGAUGACAAGGCCAAAGACAAGGAUGCCAAAGCAGAGGGGGCAUCUGCCGAGGAGAGCGAAGCGCCGAAAGACAACAAAGACGAGGCUGCCGCCGAUGCUAAGGAGGUAGCAAACGACACGGCGGCCAAGGAGGCGCCAGCAGCAGACGCUGCAGCGCCUAAAGAGGAGGAAAAAAACGCCGCUCCUGCUGCAAAGGAGCCCGAGAAACCUGCCGCCAACGCUGAGCCCAAAACGGAGGCACCCAAGAGCGCAGAGCCCGCCAAGGCUGAGGAGAAAGCAGCUGCUCCCGCCCCGGCCAAAGAAUCGGCCCCUGCCGCCAAGGAGCCCGAGGCUAAGGCGGCGCCGACCCCAGAGAGUAAAGAUGAGGCCGACGGCAAAAAGACUGAGGCCCCCGCGGCACCAGCAGCCAAAGCCGAGGCGGCCCCCGCCGCCUCCCCUGACCCCAAGCCCACAGAGGCGGCUCCCGCACCAGCAAAGGAGGCCGCCGCAGCCCCUAGUUCAACACCAGCCGCCGAGCCCCCCGCCAAGGAGGCGAACGCCACAGAGGCACCAAGCAAGGAUCAAACCGUAGCAGUUCAAGAUUAAUGGACAGCUUCUUUUCGGAAAUGAAAAAAUAAAGUACCUAACUCAACGACGAUGAAGAUUAAAAAAAAUGAAAAUGAAAUUAACUAGCCCACUCAUAUUAUGAUGAUAAUAACAAUAAUAAUAAUAAUCGUAAUGAUGAUGAUUUGUUGAAUGAGGAGGACUGGAGCAAACCACCUGGAGAAGUUUCCCGCCGCUGCAGAUGAUUAUUGCUAUUAUUAUUGUUAUGUUUUAUUUUUUUCUGCUGUAGUAUUUGAACUUUGAUACGAGUCUGUGCCAUUCCAUCAUCCCUCUCCCUCAUAGAGUCAAGAGGUUUACCCCAUCUCCGCCCACACGAGGCCUACGUUCAUACCUUCACCUGCACCCUCAGAAUUUGGGGAAACGGACUGAGGGAAGGGGGACGGGGGGGUUAUGAAAUCACCUUACCGACUGGACCACUGAGUCUGUCCACGUCCCUUCCGCUCAUCCUCCUCUUCAGAGUGUUGGCUUUGGCUCGGUACCUUCAGCUUUUUGAUGCCGUUAAAUAGUGGCUGUAUCCUUUCAACCCCCCCGGCCUUUUCGGUGUUGUUUGGUUGUGUUGCUGUCCGUUUUCUUCCUGUGGGUUUCAUGCCACUUUCUCUCAACGGCAAAAACUGGAGUCCAAAUUCACGGCGAGGGCUGCGAAUGUUCAGGCUUUCUAAGACAUUCUGCUGGUUGAGAAAGGCCGACUUUGCAGAGCAAAACACAUUCUUAGAUGUACAAAACAGUCGUAGGAAUUUUUCAAAUACACUUCUAGAUUUUGUACUGAAACCCUUAGCUAUAUUAUAAGUGAACUAAGUGGUUUUUUAACAUUUGUAAUAUGCUUAUAAAAUCUGCAAAGCCUCGCUGAAAAGAUCUCUGCAGUGUUCUUAGAAAGUCUGGUGGAAAUCUCUGAUCCUCCAUCCAAAUCUGAUGACAAAUUUGAACAAAUUCUUUUAUUUUGAAAGACAAAUGUGCUGCUGACGUGGGUCCUGGAGACGGUUUGACUUUGCUUAGGAUACCAACUUGGUGACGUUUUCUGCAUCAUGAGGAAGGUUCAGUUGGGUCUCUCAAAACUAAUUAGACAAAACCGGCUCUUAAGCUCUUCUCUGUGAUUGUAUUCGUUUUCUGCACUGGAACUCAGAUCCUCCACUUGAGUAGAAGCUGCACCACAAAGGAGACGAACUACAGUCUCCGUAACUCCAAGUAAAAGCUGCAAAAUGUUCUUAAGGAGCAAAAGUAUAUUGUGAGAGGAUCUUGUGGUGCUGCUUUUAAAGUGCCCAUCGCAGGUUAUUGCAGUAAAGAAACCACAUAAACUGGUGGUACAAAAUGAGACGAAACCCUCAAAAACGACCAAAAAAGUGUCCAUUUUAGCUCACGAUCAGAUUACGCCUACGUGAGCCGACUUUAUCAGCCGGUGAAGGUGAGACACUCCAACCCUGUGGUUUUUGUGUGUGAGCCAGAUCACAGUGUUGUCAUUAAAACAUAAAGCUUCAGCUUAUCCAGGGUUUGCCCAGACAGCAGUUUGUUUGGUCAGUUUGGCAUUUUCCUGUCCUGUUUAAUAGCAAACUAAACAUCUGGAAAAUGAGACAGCAGAUCCUUCUGAAACCGACUUUUACUUUACACGACUGCAGCCUGAGCGAUGAAAACGUCAGCACUUUGGUAUCCACGCGGGUCUGCAGCUCCGGGACUCUCGGUCUGAUCCCAGGACAGCACAGGAGAUUUCACUGGAGGGUCAGAGCCGUCGCCUUGCUCCCCGUUUCUACGGCAACCGUACGCCACGCUGUCAUUAUGGGAUGGAGAAGCCUCGCACACGAAAAGGGAGCUUCAUCAUUUUCACCCCUCAUGCAUUGUACUUUACUUUUCAGAAAUAUAUACUGCAUAUGUGUACAUGUAUGCAAUGGUGGAAGACAAAAGUACUCACACUCUACUCGAGUUGUCGUAUUACAAAAAAUACCCCCAAAGCCCCGCAUUGUCAUUUUUUACAAGGUACAAGUAUACAUUUGUACCUCUUUGUUUUUGGGAUUGUUGUGCUUUAGGUUCAGAAGGAAGGAAGGAAAGAAGGACGAAAGGAAGAUAAAAGGCAGCUUGGUUGCUUUUCAUGACUUUAAAUGAGCCGAUAAAGAAAGGAAGUAACUUAAGUAAGGAGAGAAGGCAGUGAGGAAAGAGUGAAGGAAAUGUCUGAUAUUUCAUAUUCUUAUCCCUUAAGUGGCCAGUUAAAUAUAUCGCAGUAAAAUUUAAAAAAUGUGCCCCUGACAUGUGCUGGACCAAAUACUAAGUGGAACAUAACCCGUCGUAUACGACACCAGCAACCCAAGAUGCUUGUGUACAAGUACUUCUGUAACCUCCGCCUCUGCGUAUAUGUACGUAUACAUGCAUAUAUUUACUAAAGUCAGCCAUCCAUUUGCCAGCUUUUCAGUUCCAUCCACCUGACGCACGACGUUUUCCUCCCAGCACUCGUCAAACCGUAGCAGAAACAAACAGCCGAGGAGCGUCACGUGUCACUUGGUUCGCUUUUUCUUCCUCUCUUGACUCAGUAAAUUGCAUGUCCGUGGUUGGGUGAACCUGUAGUCCUGUCUUUUUGGUCAAGUGGAAAAAAAAAAAGAAAAAAAGAAAAUUAUUAUUUCUCAGUCUGCAUCCAUGGCAACUACAGUUGAUAUUUUCAUUCCAUGUCUCAGCACUGCUAUUUCCACACCACUCGCUCAUUCAAAACAAACAAAAAGAUGAUAUGGAAAUUGAUGCAUUCAAAAUUAUAUGUACUUGUAUAAAUGGUGCAACAGUAAUAAAAUGUAAGAAAUUGA